GGCGUUCAGUACAUACACUGAACAUCACUCGCUACCGCGGAGUUCAAGCGAGUCCAACGUACUUUUGUUUUGUUUGCGCUCGUAUCUCGCGUCCCCUAUCUUCGGCUUCGGCAUUAAAGAUAAUCUACAGGAUCGCAUUACAGUACCAGUACCUGAAUGAGAUUGGGAAAAAUGUGAGGUGUUUCACGGCGUUCGCGUGCACGACUUUGGGGGAUUUGAUUUAACGAAAACCACGUGUGUGGUGCGGCUGCGGACAUUUAUUUAUACUAUUUAUAAAUCUGCGAUUGGAUUCAUAGGCGCAAGAUGGAGAUAUUCGGAAUACAAUUCGCUCCACUAAAUGUCCCUCUGGAAAGGCGUAUUCAAACCCUUGCCGCCGCAACAUGGAUGGUCGCUAUGGCGUUCGGCGGCUUCAUAGGAUUGUUGAUAGCGCUGUAUCUCAUCGCAUUCACAAAGUACUGGUGGCUAACACUCCUAUACCUCCUUUGGAUCUAUGUGAUAGACAAAGACGUUAGUGAGCAGGGUGGGAGGCCAAACAAAUGGGUACGGUCUUGGCGAUGGUGGAAGUAUGCUAGGGACUAUUUCCCUUUACGUUUCGAGAGGUUACCUUGGGUAGAGUUAGACCCCGAGAAGAACUACUUGUUUUGCUGUUUUCCUCACGGGAUGUUAUCCACUGGAGCUUUCAACGCCUUUGGUAGCGAGUGGGGAGGGUACAAGCAUUAUUUUCCACAUCACGCUCCUCAUGUGGUGACCUUGUCGCAGCACUACAUCAUGCCGUUCUUCAGGGAACUAGCUUUGGCCUUGGGAGGCAUAGGCUCUUCGGCUAAAUCGAUAGAUUACGUCCUGGGAAUUCCAGGGGGCGGCCACGUUUGUGUUUUGAUGGUAGGGGGAGCAGCGGAGGCGUAUAAUUGCAAACCGGGGAAUUACAAACUCGUCUUGGAAAAGAGGAAGGGUUUUGUGAAGUUGGCUUUGAAGAAUGGAACGCCGUUGGUGCCUGUACUGUCGUUCGGCGAGACGGAUCUAUUUGAUCAGUUAGAAGGGUUAAGAUUGAGAAACCUUCAGGAGUCGUUGAGGAAAUGGAUCGGAUUGGCGCCAGUUGUGCCCAUUGGAAGGGGCUUUUUCCAGUAUUCGUUCGGGAUUAUUCCCAGAAGAAGUAAAGUUACCACAGUAGUUGGUCUUCCAAUUGAAGUACCAAAAAUCGAGGAUCCAACUAGAGAGCAGGUGGACCAGUACCACGCUGAGUUCGUGAAAAGGUUAACGCAGAUGUUCGACGAGCAGAAGUACAACUACUUGGAGAAACCAGAAGACAAACGCCUCGUAAUAGAAUGAUGAAUUCCGUGAUAAUACCAUUAAUUGUUACUUAUUUAUAAUUUUGUUAUAUGCAUGAACUGUUUAUUGGGUCACUGUUUUGUAUAGAUUUGUUACAGAUUGAAAUAAAUAUUUAUUUGUAAAUUU
Molecule: messenger RNA, 1452 nt
Organism: Anoplophora glabripennis (Asian longhorned beetle)
Lineage: Eukaryota; Metazoa; Arthropoda; Insecta; Coleoptera; Cerambycidae
Product: 2-acylglycerol O-acyltransferase 2-like
Exons: 3
Coding region: 304-1326 (340 amino acids)
Biological process (GO): triglyceride biosynthetic process
Cellular component (GO): endoplasmic reticulum membrane
Molecular function (GO): diacylglycerol O-acyltransferase activity
Source: RefSeq, a predicted model, not a curated record